AUGACCAAACCAAUCGUCCUCCAGCUCGGCGACGACAUAAAAUGGAAUCACGAUCUUUACAAAACAUUCACCAGCAGCUUUGAGAUCAAGCGCUCCCACAGCAUGUCACGCCCAGAAUUCAUCCAAGCCCUCAAGUCUAAAUCUUUUGGUGACUUUUUCGCCAUCUACAGACCAUUCUGGAACACAGGUGGUGAGAUGGGUAACUGGGAUGAAGAGUUGGUUUCUCUUCUACCUGCUUCGUGCAAGAUUUAUGCUAGUGCUGGUGCUGGGUUUGAUUGGGUUGAUACUGCUGCUCUUGCAAAGAGAGGAAUCACAUACUGCAACGCUGCGGCUGCUUGUACAGAGUCUGUCGCAGACGCAGCAAUCUGGCUCAUCAUUUCUGUCUUCCGUCAAUUAUCCUGGUCGCACAUCGCCGCCCGAUCAGGAUCUUCAGAGCAAUUCCUCGAUGCCCAGCGCAAUCUAGCUCCUGUAUCUCGCAACCCCCAGGGCUUCACUCUCGGCAUCAUCGGUUUUGGCAGAAUUGGCCGUCGCAUCGCAGAAAAAGCCUACAAGGCGCUUGACAUGAAGAUCAUCUACAACGACAUAGCCCGCAUGCCCACCUCAAUCGAAGAACCUCUGAAGGCAGUCUACCACCCCUCAGCGGACACGCUCCUCGCAGAAGCAGACUGCGUUCUUGUCGCGACACCAUUCGCAGGCGAAACCCUUCUUAACAAAGAAGGUCUAGCCAAGAUGAAGAAGGGAGCGAAACUUGUCAACAUUGCACGAGGAAAGUUGAUCAAUGAGAAGGAUCUUGUUGAGGCACUUAAGAGUGGACAGCUUUCUGGUGCUGGAUUGGAUGUUUUUGAGCAUGAGCCUGUCAUUAGCCCUGAGCUGAUUGAGAUGAAGAACGUCGAGUUAUUGUCGCAUAAUGCGGGUGCCUCAUUGGAUUCACAUGUUGGAUUUGAGAAGCUGGGUAUGGAAAACAUUCUGUCUUACCACAAGACAGGCAAGGCUAUUUCGCCUGUCAACGCUCACUUGAUCAAGCAGAGCAAGCUAUAG
Fusarium coffeatum is the source of this 1038-nucleotide messenger RNA. RefSeq lists its product as uncharacterized. Gene Ontology annotation, molecular function: NAD binding; glyoxylate reductase (NADPH) activity; hydroxypyruvate reductase [NAD(P)H] activity. NCBI's taxonomy places the organism in Eukaryota, Fungi, Ascomycota, Sordariomycetes, Hypocreales, Nectriaceae. Gene Ontology annotation, cellular component: cytosol. The record is from RefSeq and is a predicted model, not a curated record. The transcript has a single exon. The coding region runs from base 1 to 1038 and encodes 345 amino acids.